UUCGUUCUUCGAUUUGUUCACUUAACCUAAAUUUGAAUCAUUCGCCGUGAUCGUAUACCGUACAAACCUGUUUGUGAGCAACAGAGCCCACUCUAUGAACAAGCUUUAUACGAUUUACGAAAACGCUUUUCAAAACUUGUUUUCUCUGCCAUACAUAAGGUGGGAAGAAAAAUUUCAAUUGAAAAUUAUUUUCAGCAGACAAACAUAGAAAAUUUAUUUUAUAAAAGGGAAAUAUUGAACUCAGCAAGACACUGAGAUGACUACCGAAAACGAUAAAACCAAAAGCAAUAACCCGUUUGAUAUCUUACGCGGUCAGCGAAUAUGGCAAGAGACUUUCGUGCCGUCAUUUUUUCGCAGCGAAAAAAUGUCACUUUGCCAAAUACUCUUUCGACGCGACACCACCUUUGACUGCCUCUACGACUUGGGCAUGGAGGGGAAAGUGCAAUUCAUAUCACACACGGAAGGGUAUUAUGUGCCUUGCAUGAAUUAUGUUGGCGAAGUGCAGCGUUGCAGCGAAAUGCUGCACAUCUUGAAGGAUUUGCAAGCAGAAAUCGACGAUUGUAAUUUAACCACAGUCUACUAUCCCAACGUCGACACUGAUGAAGUGCCGAAAGAGUCCGAUUUACCGCGCAUUGAAGCGCAAGUUAGCGAAUUACGCGCGGAACUCAAAGGUGUGCUGUCGGAGUAUGAAGAGCUAGAGGUACAGCGGCUCGUUAUGAAAGAGCGACUUUUUGUGCUUGCACGUGCUGAAGCUUUUUUCACCGGCGCCACCAACCGUGAAGCGGUCAUGGCAUGGACGAACAGCAUGAUAAUGAAUAUACUACGCGAUGGCACACACAACAUUAGUCGCGACAAUCAGGCACAUUUGGGUUUCUUCACCGGCACUAUAUUGGUGGACAAGUUUCGUGCCUUCGAGCAGGUGUGUUGGCGCAUUUGUCAUGGCAAUUUUUACAUUAGACGCGCCGAAAUACCAACAGACGCGGCAGAUACGCCAAAAUCAAAAGCGCCUGAUCGUAAAUAUGCUUUUGUCAUACUCUUCAUAGGCGAUGCGAUGCGCCGCAAAAUCGCCAAACUAUGUCAGGCUUUCUCAGUGCAACUGCACGACUAUCCGGAGACGGCUGAGACGCGUAUAGAAUACCGCAAGCGCAACGCCUUGGAGUUGGCGGACAUUGAGUUGGUGUUGGAACAAAUCAAAGAGCAGCGCCGACGUAUACUCAGCAUUGCAACGUUGGAACUGUGCAUUUGGCGUUCGAAAAUAAACAAGACGCUGAUGAUCUACGAUGCCAUGAACAAAAUGGCGAAUGUGCAUCAGUUGGAUAACCAAAAGUAUUUGGUGGUAGAGUGUUGGAUACCAUCGAAUAGUGUAGCGACUGUGCGUGCGACGCUCAUUAAAGGCGCACAUCGAUCGUCGAAGGGCGCGCAAACCUUUGCGCCCAUUAUAACGUUACAGAAGUUCAAGCCACGCUUGCGUGAGCCGCCUACUUGCUUUGAGCUGAAUAAAUUUACGCGUGGCUUUCAAAAUCUCGUCGACGCCUAUGGCAUGGCUUCGUAUAAGGAGCUCAACCCCGCACCAUAUACCAUCAUAACUUUUCCCUUUCUAUUUGCUGUUAUGUUUGGCGAUGUGGGGCAUGGCAUUCUAAUGACUAGCUUCGCGGCGUGGAUGUGUCUGAGGGAGAAACAACAGGAGGAGCGCAUGAAGAACUCGAGGGGCUCUAAUGAGGUAUUUGGCUUGAUAUUUGCCGGCCGAUAUGUCAUACUACUCAUGGGCAUUUUCUCCAUGUACACGGGUUUAAUAUACAAUGAUUUCUUCUCGAAGCCCUUGAAUUUGUUCGGCUCCCACUGGCGUGUGAACUACACGAGGAGCACAGUGUUGAGCAAUAAUUUGUUACAAUUGGAUCCACAGCAUCCGGAGAACUAUAGAGGUACGCCCUACAUAUUUGGCAUGGAUCCCAUAUGGGAGAUAGCAGGCCAAUAUUCGAUUACCACUUUUAACUCGUUGAAAAUGAAGGUCGCCAUAAUUUUGGGCGUUGUGCACAUGAUUUUUGGCUUGACGCUCUCGGCAUGGAAUAGCGCGUAUUUUAAGAAUAAGGGCGAUUUGUACUUGGUCUUCUUACCGCAGAUAACUUUCUUAUUCUGCCUCUUCUUCUACUUAACACUACUCAUAUUCAUUAAGUGGAGCAUCUUUGGCGGCCACUACGAUACGCCAUAUAAUAGCGCCUGUGCGCCAUCCAUUUUAAUUACCUUCAUCAAUAUGGUGCUGUUCAAAGACGGCUCUAAAGAUGUAGAGAAGGGCUGUCACUUAGAAAUGUUCACCGGCCAAAUGAUUAUCCAAUAUAUGUUAAUUUUCUUGGCUUUUGCUUCAAUACCCGUCCUGCUACUUGGCAAACCACUCUACAUAUACUUUGAGCAAAAGAAAAUCAAAGCCAUACAAGAUGCCGAACGUAAGCGUAAAGCGAGUCGUGAAACUUUGAAUAAUGUACGUAAGACGCUACAAACCUAUAAUGUGGAGUAUGUGAAGGCCGCCUCGUCGUCACACGUAUUUUCCGAUUUGGAGGAAGAGAAAAUUGAUAUGACCGAGGUGUGGAUACAUCAAGGGAUACACUGCAUCGAGAGCGUGUUGGGUUCGGUAUCGCACACCGCUUCCUAUUUACGCUUGUGGGCGCUCUCUUUGGCACACGAUCAAUUGUCGACUGUGUUGUGGAAAAUGGUAUUACGUAUACCGUUGACUGGCAACCAUGGUCUCAUCGAUGGCGUUCUACUCUAUUUAAUAUUCUAUGUCUGGGCUGCUCUAACUAUUGCCAUACUCGUGGUUAUGGAGGGCUUGUCGGCAUUUUUGCAUACACUUCGCUUGCAUUGGGUUGAAUUUCAGUCGAAAUUUUACACCGGCGCAGGUGAAAAGUUUCUGCCGUUCUAUUUUGAGCCCACCAAUAGAUACCAUUGAAGAAGGUGAGGAAUAUGUGACGAGAGAGGCGGUAUAUAUAGGAGAGGGGAGAGCUUAUGGAUGUCAUUUGUAUAUGUAUAUUGAACUUGGAAAAAUUUUUUCUCCGAUAGCCAUUUGUAUAUUUCAAUCAAAAACUUUUGGAGCAUUGAAAACGUUUAUUCAAAAAUACAAGCCUAUCACAUGGCCUACAUAUUCUGCAUGAUUCUGGAGCAUUUUCUUUAAUUUCAGCUCUUCAUUUUAAUUCGAAUAUUUUGUAAUUAAACUAAUAAACGAAUAUUUUCAUUCCACUAUUGAUUAUUUGAAAA
Ceratitis capitata (Mediterranean fruit fly) is the source of this 3246-nucleotide messenger RNA. It is a transcript of the gene Vha100-3, whose product is annotated as V-type proton ATPase 116 kDa subunit a. Lineage: Eukaryota; Metazoa; Arthropoda; Insecta; Diptera; Tephritidae. Gene Ontology annotation, molecular function: ATPase binding; proton-transporting ATPase activity, rotational mechanism. The record is from RefSeq and is a predicted model, not a curated record. Gene Ontology annotation, biological process: proton transmembrane transport; vacuolar acidification. Bases 257 to 2941 code for a protein of 894 amino acids. The transcript has a single exon. Gene Ontology annotation, cellular component: vacuolar proton-transporting V-type ATPase complex; plasma membrane; vacuolar proton-transporting V-type ATPase, V0 domain.